Messenger RNA from Ananas comosus (pineapple), 1985 nucleotides. Its product is annotated as protein NRT1/ PTR FAMILY 8.3-like. NCBI's taxonomy places the organism in Eukaryota, Viridiplantae, Streptophyta, Magnoliopsida, Poales, Bromeliaceae. Gene Ontology annotation, biological process: transmembrane transport. Gene Ontology annotation, molecular function: transmembrane transporter activity. The coding region runs from base 107 to 1888 and encodes 593 amino acids. Gene Ontology annotation, cellular component: membrane. The transcript has 6 exons. The record is from RefSeq and is a predicted model, not a curated record.
UGAUAUAUACUAGAAUAACAUUCGCAUGAAUAUAAAUUAAUGGUUAAGCACCUCAGAAAUAUCCUCGGGAUUUGGUGAGUGUAGAGCAGUUGAGAAGAAACUAAAGAUGGAGUUUGGGGAUUCCAUGGAGAGAGGAGAACUAUGGCCUCUCCUCAGCAAGGAUGAAACAUCCAGGGAUUACAAAGAGGAAGCAUCAUCUAAAUCAUAUAAAGUGACUCAGUUACCGCACAAGCCCAGUGACUGGAGAGCGCCAGCAAUCAUUUUAGGAUUUGAAUGCUUGGAUAGCACUGCUUUCAACGGAAUCGCGACGAACUUGGUUGUGUAUCUGCACACUGUCCUCCAUGGAAACAAUGCUUCAAAUGCAGCCAAUGUUACUACCUGGUUCGGCACAAGCUAUUUCACACCAAUUCUUGGAGCUAUAAUAACAGACACAUACUGGGGCAACUACAAAACCAUCUUCGUGUCCCUUGUCCUCUACUUGCUUGGACGAAGCCAUGAUUCAAUCACGAGGAGGGGGCCAAAAUAUGUACAAAUAAAAAUUUAUAACUUGGGUAUGGUACUGAUUACUCUUUCACCUUUUGCUGCUGCUGCAACUUCUGUUACAAAUGGAGCUCAAAUUCUUGUGUUCUAUUCUGGAUUGUAUCUCGUGGCAUUUGGGAGUGGAGGACUGAGAUCGGCAUUGCUUCCUUUUGGCGCGGACCAAUUCGAUGAUAACAACCCUUUAGACAGAGAAAAGAAGGGCCCUUUCUUUAGUUGGUUUUAUGUAUGCAUGGUCUUUGGAUCGAUCACUUCUGGUACUAUCAUAGUUUGGAUUCAAGAGAACAUAGAUUGGGCUCUUGGUUUUGGGAUUUCGACUUUAUGUAUAGCUCUGGCCUUAGGAGGAUUCUUGCUAGGGACACCGACAUAUCGAUUGCUGAUGCCUAGCGGUAGUCCAUUGAAGAAUAUUUGCCAGGUUGUGGUUGCCUCUUUAAGGAAAAUAAACUUGGAAGUUCCCGCGGAUAGUUCUCUCCUUUAUGAGGCUAAUGAUGAGACAUUGCAUAAUUCGAAGCAAUCGAAACUAGCACAUACUGACGAACUCAGGUUUUUGGAUAAAGCCGCUAUUAUUAACGGCUCGGAUUUGAAGGGAAGUAAUCCUAAAAAUUCAUGGAAAGUUUGUACAGUAACUCAAGUUGAGGAACUAAAGAUACUCCUACGAUUAGUCCCUAUAUGGUUGACAAGCAUCAUCUAUGCCGCAGCGUAUACUCAAAUCAACACCACAUUUAUCCAACAAGGAAGUGUGAUGAACACCAAGAUCAAUUCCUUUUUUGUACCACCAGCCUCCUUAGUCUCUUUUGAAACAGUAGGUGUUGUGGCUUGGGUUCUUCUGUACAACAAAUAUAUAUCCCCAAUAAUCAGAAAACAACUUCUACAUGGAUCAGAACUUUCUCAGUUGAAUAGAAUGGGGAUCGGGCGAUUUCUGAUUAUAAUUGCGAUGGCUAUUGCUGCAUUAGUGGAAACAAAGAGACUGGAUAGUGUCAGAAAUAGUGAAGUUAUUAGUAUAAUAUGGCAGCUUCCUCAGUAUUUCGUUCUAGCUGGGUCGGAAGUUUUCAGCUUUAUUACUCAGCUCGAGUUCUUCUACAGUCAAGCACCUGAUUCGAUGAAGAGCAUAUGUACGUCCUUUGCGCUCCUCGCAAUUUCUCUUGGGAGUUACUUGAGCUCCCUUAUUGUCACGAUAGUCGCAGUUACAACUACCACAGGGGGAAGGCCUGGAUGGAUUCCUGACGAUUUGAAUGACGGGCGCCUUGAUUACUACUUUUGGAGUCUCACCGCGUUAUGUGCAUUUAAUUUCAUUGUGUAUAUAUUUUUUGCCAGAUAUUAUAAGCUAAAGAAAGUCAUUUCAGAAAACUGAAACUUAAGAUAGAUAUCGAGGAAACAUUUGGUACUGUAUUUGUUAUAUGGAAAUUGACAAGAAAAACGUAUCACAUUAACAUCUGCAUCCAUGUAAA